CAGACAAGUUCACAGUUCUAGGCUGGUCAGGAUUUAAGGAGGACUGCAGACUCAAACCAUGGUUGUUCCCAGACUCCAGUGCUUUGUCCUCUACCUAGCCUGCAUCCUGUUUAAAAGCUGCCUGGCUUUCAAGAACGAUGCCACAGAGAUCCUUUAUUCACACGUGGAUAAACACGUGGAGGAGAAUGCCAACAGCAGCACCCAGAACCAGGCUCGCCAUGGAGGGAGACACCCCACUAACUCUGCUCAGGACAGGACCAGUUCUCACCAAGUUGGAUGCAGGGAACUGAGAUCCACAAAAUAUAUAUCUGACGGUCAGUGCACCAGUAUCAGGCCACUGAAAGAAUUGGUUUGUGCCGGAGAAUGCCUUCCUCUUCCAAUUCUGCCCAACUGGAUUGGUGGUGGCUACGGACUCAAAUAUUGGAGUCGUAGAAGCUCCCAGGAAUGGAGAUGUGUUAAUGACAAGACCCGCACUCAACGUAUUCAACUACAGUGUGAAGACGGUACCAGUCGAACAUACAAAGUCACAGUGGUCACAUCCUGCAAGUGCAAGAGAUACACAAGGCAACACAAUGAGUCCAGCCAUAACUAUGACAUAGCCUCUCCUGCCAAACCCCUUCAUCCACAUCAACAUCAUCAUUCCCAAACUAACCGAGAUCGGAAAAGACUUACUAAGAUCAGCAAGCACAUUUCAAGUUAGAGAAAAACAGUGCCAAGACUUUGAACUGAAUUGUACUCAAAAACAGUGAAUGUUUGUCCCAGCAGUCUGAGACUGAUCUUUCUCUCUUUUUUUCCGUAAUGGAAAUAUUAAUGUUAUUCAGUUAUGUAACCAAGGUCUUUUGACAUGUGGUGAACACACUUUCAUUCUCCUCUUUCACAUUGUUUGAAGGACUGGAUGUUUUUUUUUUUUUUUUUUUUUUUUAGAAAUUCUACAUUUCCAGAAAAUGUGUUGACAUUUUUUUUUUUAAAUUGAAAGCUAUAAUCCACAAAGAACUGAGGUGCUUAAAAUAGUUUUAAACAAAUAAAUAAUAUAGGAGAAUUAUAAGUCAAAAUAAUUUAUGAAGUUUGGAUUUUUUUCCCCCUUAGCUACACAGGCUUAUAACUGAAUAUUAUAAACAAUAUUCUAAAUCAGCAUUUAAUUAAAUAAGAAUAAAAAUAUAAUGAAAUAUUUAUUGCUCAUUGUAAUUAUAUAGUAUCUCCCAUGCCAGCUUGGGUCUCCAUAAAUAACCGUGACUAAUAGUGAUUCUGGCACUCGGGAGGAAUUCAAAGCCUUUGAAUGUGAUUGUUCAACUGUACAGUACAUUAUAUAUAUAUUUUACAGCUUUUUUUCAUGUAUCAAAGUAUUUUCCUACAAUUUGUAAGUAGAAUUGCCAUCUGCAUUUUUGUAGAUACUGUAAAUUAAUUAUGUAGUAUUUGUGUUAUAUUUUUACAUUGUGAUAUUUUUAUUAGAUGAAACAUUUGUUUUGAAUGUUUAUUAAAAGCUACUCUGUGCAAUCAAAAACUUUCAUGCUUUAUUUUAUCCAUUUCUGUUGGAACCACCAUCUUAAAGUCCAAUAAUUCUCUAAUCGGGAUUGGGAGAAAAAGUACACAUUAACAUC
Pelobates fuscus (common spadefoot toad) is the source of this 1598-nucleotide messenger RNA. RefSeq names its product sclerostin domain containing 1 (gene SOSTDC1). Gene Ontology annotation, molecular function: BMP binding. The transcript has 2 exons. Gene Ontology annotation, biological process: negative regulation of BMP signaling pathway; negative regulation of Wnt signaling pathway. Bases 59 to 700 code for a protein of 213 amino acids. NCBI's taxonomy places the organism in Eukaryota, Metazoa, Chordata, Amphibia, Anura, Pelobatidae. The record is from RefSeq and is a predicted model, not a curated record.